Andrographis paniculata is the source of this 3645-nucleotide messenger RNA. RefSeq lists its product as uncharacterized. Gene Ontology annotation, molecular function: nucleic acid binding; zinc ion binding. NCBI's taxonomy places the organism in Eukaryota, Viridiplantae, Streptophyta, Magnoliopsida, Lamiales, Acanthaceae. The record is from RefSeq and is a predicted model, not a curated record. The transcript is spliced from 5 exons. Gene Ontology annotation, biological process: DNA integration. The coding region runs from base 1 to 3645 and encodes 1214 amino acids.
AUGGAGGACCUCAAUCACAGGUUGACAUCUUUGGAGACGGCACGGACUGAGGUUCCUUCUGGAGUAGCUGAUAUUCCGGGUAGAUAUGAUGCAGUUGAAGCUUCUAGUCAUCGUGAUGUGAGUCCUUCAAUGAGUUUAGAUGCACACAAUAGUCGUAACUCAGAGUACUCAUUCUAUGAACGAGACCGAACUUAUCAUCGACUUGGUGAAGUGGAUGACGAUCUUUCUACCAUUAGGAUUACCCUUCCCACCUUUGGAGGAUUAAGAGGGGCAGAGGAAUUUUUGAAUUGGACAACGAAGUGCGAUAUGGCAUUUGACUGUCAUAAUUACUCGGAUGGCAAGAAAUUCCGAAUGGCGAUAUUUGAAUUCAGGGAUUAUGCAUUGACUUGGUGGGAGAAGGAGAGACGUUAUAGAGAACGGCAUCAACGAAAUCCGAUUGACACUUUGCCCCGGUUGAAGGAAAUCAUGAGGAGGCAUUUUGUGCCACAAAAUUAUGAACGAGAUAUGAAUAUCAAGUUGCAGUCCUUGGUGCAAGGUUCGAAAUCGGUGGAGGAAUAUUUUAAGGAAUUGGAGAUUUUGAUGAUGCGAUUGGAUAUUGAUAAGAGCGAGUCAUUGACAGAAGCUCGGUUCAUUAAGGGUUUGAGGCGUGAGAUAGCUGAUAUGGUUAAGCUGCACCAUUUUCUUUCUCUUCGGGAAGCUGUGGAUUUGGCUAUCAAACGCGAGGAGCAGCUCAAAAGACCAACCUCAACUGAAUUCUCAUCUCAAAGGAAGUUUCCAACAAGUUAUGUAGCUCCGGUUGUAUUUUCUACCGGAUCUAAAGGAAUUGUUUUCACUAAGCCCUUCAAUAAAAAUAUGGAUAAAGGCAAAUAUAAAAUAAUUGAUAAGAAGGAUGAGGCUGCGAAGUUCAAAGGAAAGGAUUUUGGACAGCAAAAAGAAAAGAUUGUAACGUGCUAUAAGUGUCAUGGACAAGGGCACUAUGCAGGUCAAUGCCCCAAUAAACGAACCAUUAUGAUUUUGGAGAAUGGCGAAUGGGGAUAUGUCGAUGAUGGUGAGGGCGAUGAGGUAGUAGAGGCUGAAGCAGAGGCUGGAAGUGAUGAAGACGUUGAAGAAGUGUGUGAUGAGGAUCUAUUAAGUUUAGUAGUCAUGCGUGCCUUGACAUCUUUACCGCGCGAAGAUAAGGAUGCGGGACAGCGAGAAAAUCUAUUCCAUUGUCAUUGCAAGGUAGCGGGACAUACUAUAUCCAUGAUACUGGAUUCGGGUAGUUGCACCAAUGUUAUUAGUUCCUAUGUGGUCGAGAAGCUGAGUUUGAAUACCACCCCACACCCGAAACCAUAUAACCUACAUUGGAUGAGCGAUGAAGGAGUUGUCCGUGUCGAUAGACGAGCGAUUGUUAUCUUGUCAAUUUGUGGUUUCAGCGAUGAUGUCCUUUGUGAUGUGUGUCCCAUGACUGCAUGCCACCUCCUUUUGGGACGACCAUGGCAAUUUGAUAGACAUGUUUUGUACAAUGGAUAUAAGAAUCAAAUAUCGUUCACUAAAGGUCGUAAGAAGCUGAGCAUUUCCGCCCUUCCACUCGAGACCAUCCGUCGUGAUGCUGAAAAUUUACAUAGGACUAUACGAGAUGUGGCAAAAUCAAAAGGGGCUGUUGUUACCAUUUUGGCGAAACCUUCCGAGGGAGACGAUAGCAAGCUGAUGCUUAACUUGCUUAAAGAGUUUGAGGAUGUUUUUCUGGAUGAUAUACCACCUGGAUUACCACCAUUGCGAGGCAUCGAACAUCGUGUUGAUUUUGCACCGGGUUCAUCAAUCCCCAAUUGGCCAGCUUAUAGGUGUAAUCCAAAAGAAAGUGAGGAAAUUCGAAGACAAGUCCAAGAGCUUCUUGAUAAGGGAUGGGUUCGAGAAUCUUUAUCUCCUUGUGCUGUGCAGAUGGUCUUAAGGUUGAUGAAUCUAAGGUUGCUGCAAUCCGGGAAUGAAAAAAAUGUACAAUGGGAGGCAAGUCACGAAGCAUCCUUUGAGAAGCUUCGGGAUAGUUUGACACAUGCUCCGCUUUUGGCACUACCCGAUUUUGAACGUGCUUUUGAAGUCCAAUGUGAUGCUAGUGGAGUUGGUAUAGGUGCAGUACUAUUACAAGAAGGACGACCGAUUGCUUAUUAUAGUCAGAAAUUCAAUGGAGCAGCCCUUAAUUACUCGACAUACCACAAGGAAUUAUAUGCGGUUGUGCAAGCCCUAAGAGUUUGGCAACUUUACUUGCUGCCAAAGGAGUUUGUGAUUCACACGGAUCAUGAGACCUUCAAGCAUUUGCGUGGGCAGCAGCAACUCAAUCAGCGUCAUGCUCGGUGGGUAAGCUUUAUUGAGCAAUUUCCAUAUGUGAUUAAGUAUAAACAAGGGAAAGAGAACGUAGUUGCUGAUGCAAUCUCUCGGAGGUAUGUUUUACUUAAUCAUACUCGUACACAUUUGGUUGGAUUUGCACAUAUUCGUGAGUUGUAUGAGCAUGAUGUAGAUUUUGGUGAUAUAUUUAGGAAGUGUGAGAAGCAUGGUUUUGAUGAUUAUUAUAAGCAUGAUGGCUAUUUGUUUCAUGGUGAUAAAUUGUGCAUCCCUAGAUGUAGCAUUAGAGAUGUUUUGAUUGAGGAGAGUCAUGGUAGUCAUAUGCUUGGACAUUUUGGUAGACAUGCUACAUUUGAUGUUCUUAGCGUUCACUUUUACUGGCCUCAUAUGCGUAAACAUGUUGAUUCUUUUGUUGAUAAGUGUCUUGCAUGUAGAGUGGCGAAGAGUACUUUGAAGCCCCAUGGUAUGUAUACUCCUCUUCUCACUCCGGAAGGCCCUUGGUUAGAUAUUUCUAUGGAUUUUGUUAUUGGUUUACCUCGGACACCGCGUGCUAAAGACUCAAUUUUUGUUGUGGUUGAUAGAUUUUCCAAGAUGGCUCACUUUAUACCUUGUGCGAAAACGACAUAUGCUAGUCAUGUGGCAAAGCUUUUCUUUCGAGAGGUUGUGAAAUUGCAUGGGGUCCCAAAAACUAUUGUAUCUGACAGGGAUGUAAAGCAUGUUAGUUCUAAUACUAAAUUGUUCCCGUUUGAGGUUGUUUAUGGUCUUAAUCCUUUAACUCCUACUGAUAUGUUGCCACUACCUAGUAGCGAGCAUUUGAAUUUUAGUGACAGGGAUCGAGCUACAUCAAUCAAGGAAUUACACGCCAAAGUACGGGAGCACAUUCAUAAGGCGGCCGCGACAUACGCACGCUAUGCCAAUCGCGGAAGAAAACGCGUGAUAUUUCGACCCGGAGAUUGGGUAUGGGUACAUUUGCGUAGAGAACGCUUUCCGGAGCUGCGGCGUGGAAAACUUUAUCCUCAUGGAGCUGGUCCAUUUCGUGUGUUGGAGCGCAUAAACGAUAACGCAUACCGGAUUGCACUUCCGGAAGACUUGGGCGUGAAUGCGACUUUCAACGUUGCCGAUUUGAGCCUUUUUUAUCACGCUGAAGAUGCUACUAGCCUUGAGUACAAGGCAACCAAAAAUGCUACUACUAGCCUUGGGGACAAGGCAGCCGAAGGGGGAGAGGAUGACACGGCUGCGGAUCACCCGAACCCGAACUUAGACAGUCCGAUUGCAACCCGAACCCGGUCGAAGCUACUUGUUUGCUUGGAGGUUGUGAUCCUUUGA